AUGAUUUGCGAGGAAGUCGGGGUCGUACGAGAACAAUGUCUAGGGGAAGAAGAAGAUCGCUACCAUAAGCAAACUCCCGUCGCCGAGAGCUGGGACCCAGAAGUACCGUUGCCACCCAGCCGCUUGCGCCAGAAAACCAUCGCUUACAAUGGGGACUCCCGAGUAUCCACAAUACUAGAAUUGCUCGUCCAAAAAACAUUGCCAGGUCGGAUUUACCAAUCCAGCAAGGUGUGUCUGAUCGGGGACGUUGCACAUGCGAUGACGCCCUAUCUCGUUCCAGGAACUGCAAUAUGGAUCGAGGGUGUCUCAGUCCUCCGUGGACUGCUAGAGUAUUCUCCCAAGAAGAUGACGUUGCAUGAGACCCUACAAAUGUAUGAGAAGCUGCGAAACAAGCGAACCUCCAAGAUCACCGUGCAUCAACCAACUCGCGACAUCUCACACAGAUGGAACAUGGUCCAGAGCAAGAAGCACAUGAGUAGCAUCUACUGA
This is a messenger RNA of Letharia lupina, 489 nucleotides long. RefSeq lists its product as uncharacterized. Bases 1 to 489 code for a protein of 162 amino acids. Gene Ontology annotation, biological process: secondary metabolite biosynthetic process. The transcript has 2 exons. The record is from RefSeq and is a predicted model, not a curated record. NCBI's taxonomy places the organism in Eukaryota, Fungi, Ascomycota, Lecanoromycetes, Lecanorales, Parmeliaceae.